GAUUCCAUUUGUUCCUAGUUUGAUCAGAGUUUUUCAUCAGUGGAUGUUGAUUUUUGUGAAAUGCCUUCUCUGCUCUUGUUUAAGUGACCAUGUAGUUUUUCUCUUUAUUUCUGUUCAUAUGGUGAAUUAUAUUAAUUAAUCUCCCAAUGUUAACCCAACCUUGCAUAUCUGGAAUAAAACCAUCCUUUUGUUAUGGCACAUUAUUCUCUUUAAGUAUUGCUGGAUUUUAUUUUCUCAUAUUUUACUAAUGAUUUUUCCUUUCAUAUUCACAAGGGAUAUUGGUUCUUAGUUUUCUUUUUUUUCAGUGUCCUUGGUAUCAAGAUUUAAUUCUGACCUCAUAAAAUUAAUCAGCAGUGUUCCCUUGCGCUCAAUUUUCUGGAAAAUUCUAUGUAGAAUUGGAAAUAUUUCUUCCUUAAAAAUUUGAUAGAAUAUACCAGUAAAGCCACUUGAAACUAUAGUUUUCUGUGUGGGAGCAUUUUAAAUUAUGAAUUCAAUUAUUUUCCAUAUUAGGAAUACUUAGGAAACAUGUUUAAUUUCUUUUUGAAUCAGUUUUGGUAAUUUUUAACUUUCAAAACAUUUUCUACUUCAGCAGGUUUUCCAAUUGAUUUCUCAUUUAAGGUAUUUUAAUAUUGUUGUCUUUAAUUUAAAUGAAUUAUGAUCAUAUCUUUGGUUAGUAGCAGAUCAGGAAAUCAAGAGUGCUCUUAUCACACAGUCUUAGUGUCAGUGUGAAUCAAUCCAAAAUCUUUGGAAUAUAAUUGGCGUUAAUAGAAACCAGUACCUUUAACAUAUCUACCUUGUAAGUGCCCAGUCUAGGGAUUUAUCAGAAAUAUCAUGUGUAUGGAGUUAUGAUGUAUAAAGAUAUUUAUAGCAUCAUUUUUCACAAUAAAAUGAACACAAUAAGCAAUGAUCAGCAGAGGGAUAACUAAUAAAGAAUGGGCAUCCCUAUAACAGAACACUAUGCAGAAAUAAAAGUGGGCAACAUGUAUAGAUAUGCUUUAUAUAUCUAUUUUUUAAAAUUUUUAUUCAUUUAGUUUUCCUGUUACAGGAGCUUCUAUUUUUUUCUUUAAUUUACAUCCAAAUGAGUUAGCAUCUGGUGCAACAAUGAUUUCAGGAGUAGAUUUCUUAAUGCCCCUUACCCAUUUAGCCCACCCCCCCCCACAAUCCUUCCAGUAACCCUCUGUUUGUUCUCAAUAUUUAAGAGUCUCUUGUGUUUUGUCCCCCUUGCUUUUUUAAAUAUCAUUUUUGCUUCCCUUCCCUUAUGUUCAUCUGUUCUGUGUCUUAAAGUCCUCAUAUGAGUGAAGUCAUAUGAUAGUUGUCUUUCUCUGACUGACUAAUUUCGCUUAGCCUAAUACCCUCCAGUUCCAUCAACAUAGUUGCAAAUGGCAAGAUUUCGUUCUGUCUGAUUGCCGAGUAAUACUCCAUUGUAUAUAUACACCACAUUGUCUUUAUCCAUUCAUCCAUCGAUGGACAUUUGGGCUCUUUCCAUACUUUGACUAUUGUCAGUAGUGCUGCUAUAAACAUUGGGGUGCAUGUGUCCCUUCGAAACAGCAUACCUGUUUCUCUUGUAUAAAUACCUAGUAGUGCAAUUGCUGGGCCAUAGGGUAGUUCUAUUUUUAAUUUUUUGAGGAACCUCCAAACUGUUUUCCAGAGUGGCUACACCAGCUUGCAUUCCCAUAUAUAUCUAUUUUUAUAUAUUUUUAUAUAUUGUUAAAUGAGAGAGAAAAGGUUUUAAAAUAGAUUUUCACAAGAUUUUCUAUAAAGAAUAUGCAGAUACAUACUUAUAAAUUUUUUCUAAUAUUAUAUGGCAAUCUAGUUGGGCUUGGCAACAUCAGAAAUGGGAAGGAAGAUUAUUCCCAAAUUAUACCCUUCUGCAUCUAUUGACACUCUCAGACUUAACAGGUAUACUUCAAAUGAAAUCCCAAAUCCAGAUAAAUGGUUGUAGCUGCCAUUUUUUCUGUCUCGCUCUAGCAUAAAGCAGACUUACAAUUUACAUUUGUCAGUUGGUUCAGGUUGUAAAUAUAACUGCCUAUAUUGGCUGUCCUUAUGCUUGCCACUUUGAAGUGCCCAGCUGGCAAACAUGGACACACCAUAGAAAUAAAUGUAAGAAUCUUGCUUGAAUGCAUACAGAUGCAUGUGUGUUCAGAAGAGUGGAAACCUGAGACAGUAGCAGAGAGUGAAGUACAAUUUGGGGGCAGAAACUCUCCCCAGUUUUCUGGAAGGUCCUCAGAGUUAGGAGCAGGAGCUUCUCUAUGAAAUGAGUGAAGGAGGAAACAGGCUUUGUAGGGGAUUUCUGGUGAAGUUAAGGCUUUGACUGAGACCAAUAUGCAUGCUUUUAGGAUAUUGGUGCACAUUUUAGAUGUCAAUUGUAAUGUGUCCUAUUGGGGGUUAGGGGAUGAUUUUUUCUCUGAAUAGCUAAGAGAAUCGGAGAAGAGUCUAGGAUAUAGGGCAGAAGGGGUAAUCUGCUUAGAGUCUGAGAUGUCUCUUGAAUCCUAGACUUGGGGCCUUUGAGGAGGCAGUUUUGGUAUUGAAAGCCUGUGAUUGGUGAGAUUUCAGGUUUCUUCAUUAAGCAAAAAGUUUCAAAAGUUCUGACACUUAAUUGGUCAAAAAAGGGAAUAACUAAAAGUUUGUUCUGCUUUCCGCAGUCUGAUUGCUUAGGGACGCCCUGAACCUGGGCUAAUUAAGAACAGGUACCUCAGUGACUAAGUCCCCUUGGGAAGGAGGGUAGUGGGAGGGAAGGAGAGAGAAAGAGACCCUCAGUUCCCACAAUGCUGUUAUUUCUGGACUUUCUGCUCAGCUCCUGUUGAGUAAGUUGCUGUGGCCCCUGUAUAUGCAUCAGCAGUAGCCAGACAAGUUAUCCAAGUCCUGGAGAGUCUGAGAAGGGUGGAGAGGCCCCUCCAUGGGGGUGAGUAUUUUCUCAGGGUUUUCCUCUAGGAAGGAAAGAGUAGGAGAAGAUCAGAUUGGAGUUCUGGGCUUGGCUACCUGUUAGAACAAAGGAGGCCCAGAGCUUAAAGAGUGGUUGAGGACAUCACCGAAUCCCCUCUACACAGCAGAGAGCAGAUUUAUUUCUCCUCUGUUCCAAUGUUAAAAACAGUCACUGCUAAGAUUCUUCUAUAUUUUUUCACCCAGUGCCCAAUACACAGACAUUUUAGCAAUGCAGAUCACUGAGCCAUCCCCACAAUACUGUUCUUAACCUGUUUGCCCAUCAUUCCAACCUUCAGAGGCUUGGAGGAGGUGGCAUGAGUAAGGGAAGUGAAGACGGGGAAAUGGUAAUGUGAGCCAUGAAAGCAAAUCAAGAAGAGUGGGCUCCACGGGGUAUGGCCCGACUGCUUUAAUGAGCAUCAAGUACUAUUUAACCAUAUAGCACACAUCCAAGCAACCAUCAUGUAGGGAAAUUUAUCAGCAUGACUUUAUAGCUCAACAAUAAUAUAGAUAUAAAUAUAGAUGUAGAUACAGACACAGAUAUAGAUAGAUAUAUACACACAUGUCCCUGCCUUCAUAGAGUUUAUAUUCUAGUAUCAUAGAUGAACUGUGAAUACAUGAAAUUAGAUUUCCUGUCCUUCUUCCUUGCCUUAUAUUUAUUCCAGCAUGAUGAAUAGACUAGCAUCAUAAUUGUACUUACUUGUCUUGUAUAUAAUCUGGCAUCCACCCUCCCCUUGAAUGUAAGCUCCACAGGGCAGGAAUUUUUGUUUGUUCUAUCCACUGCUGAAUUUGCUUAAUGUUCAAUGAAGGAAUGAAAUUAGUAUACAUAUCAUAUCAGGUAAUAAAAAGUGCUACAAAGAAUGGUAAAGUCCAAAAAUGAACAAGUUAUUCCUAAUUGGUGUAGGGUUACUGGAUAGAAUCCUCUGAGGAGAUGACAUUUGAGUAAUGGGAUGAAUAAAGUGAGAGGUCAAGAUCCAGACAUCCACAGGGGCUACUGGCCUCAGAUCUAUCCUUGUUAGGGACAGGUGCCACCUUUCCUCUCUCCCAACAUUUUGCAAAGCACAUGGGUUUAGGGAAGAAUGAUUCUGCCCUGGGAAAUUAUCUCCAGAGAGCUCCAGAGCUCUCAUUUGUAGAUGUGUCUGCUCUGUACCAUGGAAGUUCACACUCUGGGGAGAGCAGGGGUGUUGGUCUUAGUCCUCUGCUGCUUUUCUACUGCCCCAUGAUAAGUCUAGACAGUACUAGUAAGGAUGAGGCACAGGGUUCAAUAUUCCAUGUUUUGAACAUCACCUAGAACACCUUUCUAUCAUCUGCUACAAUUAACAUAAGAGGAAAUGACACAAUCCCAGGCCUGGUGUGGCUGAUCAACACAGCUUCAUAAGUGGCCAGUUUAACACUCUUAUCCUCUGUCCCCUGAGAGAAGGCGUAUCCAGUAGUGUAAAAAAACAAGAAAGGGUUCUUAUCCUCUAUAGAGAUGAAGGAGUCCUCAUCUUCAAGACAGGUGAUCUUGAGGUAGAUUGGAGGUCACCACAUUGAGGUGUGGCCUUGUGCAGAGCAUUGCAGUCAGGGCUUUUCACCUGGUCUUCAGGUUGGAGAUAGUUUCUCAUCUUAACCUGUCUUCCUUCUCUUUGGAGAACAGGACCAUGUGGAGCCAUGUUACCAGUCUUCGAGCUCUAGGUUUUUCAAAAACAGAAACAAGGAGUAAAUGAUGAACAAUCUCUCUGGUGCCACUGAGUUCUGCCUUCUAGGCUUUCCCGGGUCCCAAGAACUACACCACACUCUUUUUGCCAUAUUCUUUUUCUUCUACUCAGCAACGUUAAUGGGAAACACAGUCAUCAUCGUGAUUGUCUGUGUGGAUAAACGUCUGCGGUCCCCUAUGUAUUUCUUCCUUGGUCAUCUCUCUGCCUUGGAGAUAUUGGUUACAACUAUUAUCGUGCCUGUGAUGCUUUGGGGAUUGAUGCUCCCUGGGAUGCAGACAAUAUCUCUGGCUGCAUGUGUCACCCAGCUCUUCCUGUACCUUGCUGUGGGGACCACAGAGUUCGCAUUACUGGGAGCGAUGGCUGUGGAUCGUUACGUGGCUGUCUGUAACCCUUUGAGGUACAACAUCAUUAUGAACAGCCACACCUGCAUCUGGGUGGUCAUUGUGUCAUGGGUGUUUGGGUUCCUCUCUGAAAUAUGGCCAGUCUAUGCCACAUUUCAGUUUACCUUCUGCAAGUCAAAUCUGUUAGACCAUUUUUUCUGUGACCGAGGGCAACUGCUCAAACUAUCCUGUGGUGACACUCUUUUCACAGAGUUUGUUCUCUUCUUAAUGGCUGUUGUCAUUAUCAUUGGUUCGCUGGCCCCAACAAUAGUCUCCUACACCUACAUCAUCUCUACCAUCCUCAAGAUCCCCACAGCCUCAGGCCGGAGGAAAGCCUUCUCUACGUGUGCCUCUCACUUCAUCUUUGUUGUGAUUGGCUAUGGAAGCUGCUUGUUCCUGUUUGUAAAACCUAAGCAAACACAGGCUGCUGAGUACAACAAGAUAGUUUCCCUGUUUAUUUCUGUGGUAACCCCUUUCCUGAACCCUUUCAUCUUCACCCUGAGGAAUGACAAAGUCAAAGAGGCCCUUCGGGAUGGUAUGAAACGCUGCUGUCGACUGGUCAAGGAUUGAUUCUUCUAUGUCAAUUUUGUUUGGAAACACAGUAAUCAUUGGGGAUUAUUAAGUAACCUAGAAAACCCUAAUUCCUCUCUUAUCAUUAUCAUCCUUUCAGAAGCAAAUGGUAUGUACAGUUUCCAGUCAGGCCAUGGAAGAAGACAAAGAAGAUGAAAAUGAAACCCAUCUGUGCUCACUAGAAUCUCAUUCAUCAGUUCCUGCUGCUUCCACUAUUGAACUAUGGAAGCAUAUCUUUGGGAAGUGGGAGGAAGUAGAGAAAAGAAACACAUAUAUUUUUGUAGCAAUCUAUAGCUCAGUUAAUUCGCUAAUAAUCCCUUUCUCAAAAUGUGUAUCCUGAUGGAGGAAGGAUAUGGGAGAAGGCUAAGGGUGCAGGUCUGGAGUACCAAGGAAGAGAAGCUCACUUUUGUUGUUGUUGUCACCAUUGUUAAAUGUUGUAGACUUUUACUAUAUUUUGUCCAAUUUCUUGACAAGAUUGCCACAUGUAUUUUAAAUAUUGUGUUUCUCUCUUACUCUUGUGGUUUAUCGUGCGGUUUAUUCUGGUCCCAUUUUACUGCAAAGUAAAUAAAAUGUUAUAUACAUUUUUUUGCCACAGAAGCAACCUAGAUUGGUGAGAUGGGGAUUGGAAUACUUUUUUUUUUCAGUAAAUCUUUGUGAAGUAAAUAUAUGAAAUAUUUUGGGAUGUUUGGGAAUUGAGACAAAAAAGAAUUAAAUGACUAAUUCUACAGAGAAUUAGCAUUUUACAGCUGCUUAAAUCAACUAUUUCUAGUGAGACUGCUCCCAGACGCAGACUUCAGGCUUCAUGAUGCCUUUAUUUCUUUGUCUCCCAAAUCCAUGUGUAUUAGUACCUUUCCAUAGAUCUUCUCUGUGGGGAGCAUCAAAGGAAUGAGAAGCUACCCUCUUAACUCACAGUCCUUCAGGAAUUCCAGGGCAUGGCUAUUUAGCAAUGCAGUUGUAGGAUAUUCAUAAUGUUUGAGGAAGGGAUUUGAUGGAACGUGUUGAUUAAAUGAUAACACUCAGCACCUGAACUGGGUGGAUAUAUUGAGACACCCAGCAGUGGAUGAUGGUGUUCCAUAGGUUUGCAAAGAGUGCUGUGUGGGGAUGCCUUCCAUUUGAUGAGGACAAGGAAGACCACCACAUAUGACCUAGUUGAUUUCACCUCAUAUGGGCACUAGAUGAGGUGUUGAGUGGGGCCUUAAUCCAACCCAUGUUCUGCUAGCCAACCAGUGGGUUGUAAUGGGACUUCAUUGGCUAGAGAAAGGGCUGAAGGUUGUCACAAAGGUAUUCACCCACAUCCACAUUCAUUUUCUGAGGUCUGUCAGUUUUUUCUCCUUCAGUAAUGCAGAAAGGAUGUCUUUUCUAAUUUGUACAAAGGGCUUUCAUAGCACAAGAAUAGGAAAUUUUAUAUAUUUUUGGUGGGAAUAUAAAAUAUUUUGGUCCAAGUAAUUAGACAGUAGGAAACUUAGUAAACAUAUGCUGUACAUAUAUAAUAUUGCCUAUUCUCAAAUCUGUUGAUUCUUUUUUCAGCUUUAUUGAGUCUACUGAUGAGCUUAUGAAAGGAGUUCUUUUCCCCUCAUGCAGUAUUUUUUAGUUUAUAAUAUCUUCCUUUGAUUCUUUCUUACAGUUUUUAUUUCUCUACCGAAAACCCUU
Molecule: messenger RNA, 7216 nt
Organism: Acinonyx jubatus (cheetah)
Lineage: Eukaryota; Metazoa; Chordata; Mammalia; Carnivora; Felidae
Product: olfactory receptor 9A4-like
Exons: 1
Coding region: 4622-5566 (314 amino acids)
Biological process (GO): G protein-coupled receptor signaling pathway
Cellular component (GO): membrane
Molecular function (GO): G protein-coupled receptor activity; olfactory receptor activity
Source: RefSeq, a predicted model, not a curated record